Messenger RNA from Lagopus muta (rock ptarmigan), 2022 nucleotides. It is a transcript of the gene STX16, whose product is annotated as syntaxin 16. Gene Ontology annotation, molecular function: SNARE binding; SNAP receptor activity. Gene Ontology annotation, biological process: vesicle fusion; intracellular protein transport; vesicle-mediated transport. Bases 105 to 1085 code for a protein of 326 amino acids. Gene Ontology annotation, cellular component: membrane; SNARE complex; endomembrane system. Lineage: Eukaryota; Metazoa; Chordata; Aves; Galliformes; Phasianidae. The record is from RefSeq and is a predicted model, not a curated record. The transcript has 9 exons.
GAGCGGGCCUCUGCCCGCAGGCCCCGGGCUCGGCCAGGGCCCCGCACCCGGCGGGCUGGCGCUGAGCGGCCCCGGGGCGGGGGUCCCCGGGCGGGCGGGCGGCCAUGGCCACCCGGCGUCUAACCGACGCGUUCUUGUUGUUGCGGAACAACGCGGUGCAGAGCCGGCAGCUGCUGGCCGAGCAAGUGAGUAGUUACGGCUCCUCCAGCCCUCUGAAUUCACGUAGCAUGGCUGCUGCGGAGCUGGAUGAGCUUGCUGAUGAUCGUAUGGCCCUGGUGUCAGGAAUUAGUUUAGAUCCCGAAGCAGCAAUUGGUGUAACAAAGCGCUUACCUCCCAAAUGGGUUGAUGGAGCAGAUGAAAUUCAGUAUGAUAUUGCCAGGGUGAAACAGAAGAUGAAAGAAUUAGCCAGUCUUCAUGAUAAACAUCUGAACAGACCAACACUAGAUGACAGCAGUGAAGAAGAACGUGCAAUAGAAAUAACAACCCAAGAGAUCACACAGUUAUUUCACAGAUGUCAGAGAGCAGUCCAGGUCUUGCAGAGCAGGUCACGGACUUGCACAGAACAAGAGGCACGUGUUCUCAGGAAUGUAGUGUCUUCCUUAGCACAGUCCCUGCAGGAGCUCUCCACCACCUUCAGGCAUGCACAGUCUGACUAUCUCAAACGCAUGAAGAGUAGAGAAGAAAGAUCCAAACACUUCUUUGACACCUCAGUCCCACUGAUGGAUGAUGGGGAGGAUGAUACACUUUAUGACAGAGGUUUUACAGAUGACCAACUAGCACUGGUGGAGCAAAACACACUGCUGGUGGAAGAGCGGGAACGAGAAAUCCGUCAGAUUGUUCAGUCAAUCUCUGAUCUCAAUGAAAUAUUUAGGGACCUGGGAGCAAUGAUAGUAGAACAGGGAACAGUUCUAGAUAGAAUUGACUACAAUGUUGAACAGUCGUGUAUCAAAACUGAAGAGGGUUUAAAACAACUACAUAAGGCAGAGCAAUAUCAAAAGAAGAAUCGGAAGAUGCUUGUUAUUCUAAUUUUGUUUGUUAUAGUAAUUGUCCUCAUUGUUGUUCUUAUUGGUGUAAAGUCACACUAGGUCUCACUUAAUUUUCUUAUUUUUGGAGUUUACGUGAACUUUUUUCCCCAAUGUGAAUGGAUGGACCUGCACUCAAGAAAGCUGCCUUUGAAUGUAUUUGCCCUCGUGGUACAAAGUCUGUGCAAUGCUUCUGUAGGAUUCCUCAAAGUUCAAGUGUGGUGACUGGUGAGGUGUUGGUAAAGAGUAGAUGGAGAACGUCAAGAAAUCUGAUGCUCUCAAAUGAAUCAUUCGGUUCCUUGUCCAGAGGUAUUUGGAAACACGUUGCUUAAAUAACUACAGAACUGUAAUUUAUCAGUGAGUUCUGUAAUUGGUUUGUUACAGUGAGAAAGAAUAUGUUGUCUUCUGAACUGCCACAGUUUUUAAGGCUUCAAAUUUAAACCAUGUUCCUGAGUCAUGGGACUACAGCUGAGGCACAAGGCACGAAAAUGCCUGACCUCAUUUCUUCAGACUCAAAAACUCAGAGGAAUUGGAGAUGAAUAUAAGAUAGCUUUUAACAGGCAGAGCCUAAUUCCAUCCCUGUGAUCUUAAUUUAGAUAUUGCAUCAUUACUAGGAAUCAAAAUAGUAUAUGAUCCUGUAAAUAACAAGAUUUAAUCACUGGUGUAAUUUAACACAUUUAGCUAAUUAAAUUUUUUUUGAGCUUGAGCAAUCAUGAGAACAUUUUUUUUUUCUUUUUACCAGAAAGAUCAUGCAUUUUUAUGUGCUUCAAAAAAAAAAAGUACUGCCAUUACAUCAAAGCAGUGAUGAAGUUAAACCUGAAAAAUAGAGAUUUCCCUUUCGGCUUUCUACACAGUGUGACCUGCUCUGGGGGCUUUUGGCUCUUAGCUGUUUUCUAAGCUGUUUGUUUUACUUCUGUCCACACGUGGUCUUACAUAUGUAGCUUUACUGCAAUAUGUAUUAGAUCCAUUUUCCCAUAGCAGUUUUUUUUUUUCAAAUGCC